This is a messenger RNA of Priapulus caudatus, 1134 nucleotides long. Its product is annotated as 3-oxoacyl-[acyl-carrier-protein] reductase FabG-like. The record is from RefSeq and is a predicted model, not a curated record. The transcript is spliced from 10 exons. Bases 115 to 894 code for a protein of 259 amino acids. NCBI's taxonomy places the organism in Eukaryota, Metazoa, Priapulida, Priapulimorpha, Priapulimorphida, Priapulidae.
ACGACAAGUCUUUGCGGUAAACGUGUACUGCUGAAUAAGCUAGUUGUGUACUGCUGAAUAAAUAUUAAGCUGGUUGCCGUGUAGCCCACAGUACUGACAGCCUUAAUACAUUAUAUGCUGAAGAUGCCUGGACUGUCAGGAAAAGUUAUACUUAUUACAGGGGCUAGUGAUGGAAUAGGAAGAGGAUUGGCAACACAUUUCUCAUCACUUGGAUCUCGACUGGUGGUCAACGGUAGAAAUAAAGAAAGACUAGAGGAAACCAAAAAUCUAUGCUUGGCACAAGGGGCAUCUCACAAUGAUGUUCUUAUUGCCACUGGUGAUAUAUCUAAAAAGGAUGAUGUUGAUAAAGUGAUUGAUCAAACACUUAACUACUUUAAUGGAACACUUGAUGUGUUGAUAAACAAUGCAGGCAUUUACAGUGCCAAGCUUUAUGAUUCUGCCGAAUUCGAGAAAAUUGUUGACACUAAUAUCAAAGGAGUCACGUAUCUGACACACAAAGCUAUUCCUCAUCUCAUCAAGUCUAAAGGUAAUAUCAUCACUAUAUCGAGUACUUCGAGCCUACGGCCGGGUUCAUCUAUGAUGUACUCCAUGUCCAAAGCUGCACAAGAUACUAUGACAAAAUGUCUUGCUCUAAAUUUGGCGCCAAAGGGAGUACGUGUAAAUUCUGUUAGUCCAAGUGUUGUUCCUACAGAUAUUUUCUACAAGGCUGGUAUGUGUGCUACUGAAGAAGAACACAAACAGCUGAUGGAGGACAUGGUGCAGAUUCAUCCUCUAGGGAGAGUUGGCACUUUGGAAGAUAUAUCCAAAGCUGUAGCAUUCCUAGCUUCUGACGACGCUGCUUUCAUUACUGGAGUGGACUUGCCAGUGGAUGGCGGUCGUGUCCUUGCCAAGUGAUGCACGGAUCGACUGAAUGUGUCAUCACCAGCACCUCUGAUUGGUAAAGUGUUUUAAAAUGAUGUACGGGUAUAUUCUACACAGCUUAGAAGCAACUGCUACUGCUGCUACUAUGACUACAAUAUAAUGAUUGGAGAGAAUUCGCUAUUUACCAAUAGAUAUAAGCGGCGUUCACACGAGAUUCACGGCCUCGCUGGUUCCGUGGUGCUGAAUUCGGCUGAAAUACCGUGCUAACACAAC